AUGUACUUCUCCAGGGCUGGCAUCGUGGCUUUGCUAGCGGCCGUACCCAGCACUCUCGCCUGUCUCGGAUAUGAGGGCGGUGUUCCCACUGCAACUUCUACGAAGACCAACAGCAAGUACAUUGAGGUUCCCGCUGGCACUGUUUACGACGGUGGCUGGGCUAGAUUCGACCGUGGGUCUGGUGCUUGCACCAGUGGUGAAGGAGGUGACGCUGAUGCUGUCUUCAUUCUCCGAAAGGGUGCAACUCUGAAGAAUGCCAUUAUUGGCAAGAACCAGAAGGAGGGAGUUCACUGCGACGGUGCUUGCACUCUCGAGUUUGUGUGGUUCGAGGAUGUCUGCGAGGAUGCCAUCACUGUUAAAAAUGACAAGGCUGGCGACCACACCUGGAUCAUUGGCGGCGGUGCCUACAAGGCCAGCGACAAGAUUGUUCAACAUAACGGUUGCGGCACUGUGAACAUCAUCAACUUCUACGCGAAUGACUACGGCAAGGUCUACCGCUCUUGCGGCAACUGCAGCAGCCAGUGCAAGCGCAACGUGUACGUCGAGGGCACGACCGCCUACAACGGUGGCGAAGUGGUUGGAAUCAACUCCAACUACGGCGACACCGCCACCCUCAAGAACGUCUGCACCGACGCCAAGGUCCCGUGCCAGAUGUACAACGGGUGUGCCGGUGGCUGCGAGCCCACCAAGUCAGGUGUUUGCUCCGGAUAAGAUACCUCUACGAUCUACCGCAAGCCGCACGGCAUCGUCGAGAGUCCACACGGGUCUCUUAGACAAACCACCAACCCUGGACCGUAUUUUCUUCUCAAACCAGAACUUUUGGCCAGAAAUUCUUGUAUAUAUCAUCUCACAUUGCGGCCUAUGGUCGCUACGCACAUAUUUAGCUUGAUGUUGAAUGAGGAACGACCAUCUCUGCCGAUCUUGAUU
Molecule: messenger RNA, 927 nt
Organism: Colletotrichum godetiae
Lineage: Eukaryota; Fungi; Ascomycota; Sordariomycetes; Glomerellales; Glomerellaceae
Product: pectate lyase F
Exons: 6
Coding region: 1-711 (236 amino acids)
Biological process (GO): pectin catabolic process
Cellular component (GO): extracellular region
Molecular function (GO): pectate lyase activity
Source: RefSeq, a predicted model, not a curated record